AUGGAUAUGCUGGACUCACCUGAGGCCCAAAGUCAGAGACUCAGAUUUUGCACUAGCAGCAAAUGGGGACACAGCAGCUGGCCUGGGAACAGCAGGGCUUGCAGCAGCUGGACUGGCAGCAGGAUGACCUACAGCCUGAGGAUGAGCAGCAGGACUUACAGCAGCUGGACUGGCAGCAGCCACAAGAGCCAUAGCCCCCCUUGGAGCCCCCACAGGAGCCACAGCCCCCCUUGGAGCCCCCACAGGAGCCACAGCCCCCAUUGGAGACCCCACAGGAGCCAUAGCUGGAGCAGGAACAGACUGGCACACAGCAGCAUAUAGGCUUGCAGCAGCAGACGGGCAUACAGUAGCUGGAGCCACAGCCCCCACAGCCAGAGCCACAGCCCCCACAGCCGGAGCCACAGCCUCCAGAGCAGCCACAGCCUCCACAGCCGGGGCCACAGCCCCCACAGCCAGAGCCACAGCCCCCACAGCCAGAGUCACAGCCCCCACAGCCAGAGCCACAGCCCCCACAGCCGGAGCCACAGCCUCCAGAGCAGCCACAGCAGCCCAUGGUUCUGGUGGGUUGAGGGUGGAGCAGGUAGAGGAGCAGGUGAGAGGGAGAUGCAGGUGUGGAGCUUCCUGAGCCUGGGCCCUUUAUAUCCCUGCCCAGGAUCAGGUGUGAUGCUGGACACAGUCUUUUCCUGGUUCCUGUUUGUGCCAUUUCCUUAG
This is a messenger RNA of Nomascus leucogenys (northern white-cheeked gibbon), 711 nucleotides long. Its product is annotated as arginine/serine-rich protein 1-like. The record is from RefSeq and is a predicted model, not a curated record. The transcript has 3 exons. Lineage: Eukaryota; Metazoa; Chordata; Mammalia; Primates; Hylobatidae.